Molecule: messenger RNA, 1196 nt
Organism: Daucus carota subsp. sativus
Lineage: Eukaryota; Viridiplantae; Streptophyta; Magnoliopsida; Apiales; Apiaceae
Product: serine/arginine-rich SC35-like splicing factor SCL30A
Exons: 6
Coding region: 179-943 (254 amino acids)
Biological process (GO): mRNA splicing, via spliceosome
Cellular component (GO): cytoplasm; nuclear speck
Molecular function (GO): RNA binding
Source: RefSeq, a predicted model, not a curated record
AGUAUUGCCCUAGAGAUAAAGCCUAGAGGUAAUCAUAGACUCCUCAGACUCAUACCGCCGCUAUCAAACCUUUAUAUACACACCUUCACACACUCUUCUCUCUCUGUGUCUCGGCCGCCUCGCCCUUUUCUAUUCAAAUCAAAUCAUCCAACUUUUACAGACUCUCUAAAUAUAAGACAUGAGGGGAAGAAGUUACAGUCCUUCACCGCCAAGGGGCUUUAACAGAAGAGGAAGGAGUCCCAGUCCCAGGGGUAGGUACAAUGGGGGUCGCAGUAGAGAUCUUCCUACCAGUCUUCUAGUACGCAACCUUAGGCAUGACUGCAGGGCUGAAGAUCUUCGGAGGCCAUUUGAACAGUUUGGUAAUCUCAAGGACAUAUAUUUGCCAAGGGACUACUAUAGUGGGGAGCCACGAGGAUUUGGCUUUGUGCAGUUUGUAGAUCCUGCUGAUGCUCAAGAAGCUAAAUAUCAGAUGGAUGGUCAGGUUCUCCUGGGUCGGCAGCUUACAGUCGUAUUUGCUGAGGAGAACAGGAAGAAGCCAACUGAUAUGAGGCACAGGGAACACAGGGGUGGCCGAUUUUCUGAUAGACGCCGUUCACCGCCUCGUUACUCUCGUUCACCAUCUCCAGCCCCUCGCUACUCUGGCUCACGAUCUCGUGACUACUCACCACCUCACAAGAGAAGGCAGUAUUCAAGGUCUGUCUCACCUGAAGAAAAGAGGUAUAGUCGGGAAAGGUCAUACUCACGGUCACCUGUGAGGGAGCGGUCUCCACCCUAUAAUGGUUCAAGGAUCCGCAGUCAUAGUCUUGGAAGGGAUGCAAGCCCAAAUCCUCCAGUAGCUCGUUCUCCUUCUAGAGGUCGGAGUCCUAGUCGAAGCCGUAGCAGGAGUCCAGAUCCCCAGCAUUACUCCAGGGGACCUGGGAGGGACCGCUCACCCAGUCAGUGAGUUCUUUGCUGGAUCCUGAGCUAGUGUUUAUGCUCGGAAGUCUAAUGUAAUCCUCCCUCAGAACUAUGCAUCACAUUACUCUAGCUGUAGUAUGGGUUUGUUUGUUAAACUUGAAUGGUUGUAAACUUAUGAAGUAGGAUGCUUUAUGCUUGUAUGGGUGUGGGACCACUCUAAAAGUUGUUUAUUUUGACUAGUUUGUAUUUCUUGUUCUGGAUAAUUUUAUAACUAUUAUGUAGUUGAAGAUUCUGUGGAA